ACGCUGUUACGCUGCGCAGACGGGAAGCCUUGCUUCAGCUUUCAGCCAGCUGUCUGCUCGGUGAAAUAAACAUGACGAUGUUGUCAAGUAUCGUGUUCCCAGUGCCACAGGACUAAAAGUUCAACACUGACUGCAACUGGGAAAGCCGGAUAUUGUGUCUAUUUAAAUCUGUGACAAACUGUUGUUGGACUGACACCAUUUUAACAAGCUGAGAAGUUGACUCGUAGCUUGCGAUUGCAAUGCCUCUGCUGUUUUUGGAGAGGUUUCCUUGGCCCAGCCUGCAGACCUACACAGCACUGAGUGUAGCUUUGCUUGCUGGUAGCAUCUUCAGUGCCUACACCACAGUAACUGACCCGGGAUUUGGGGCCUUGGAAACGGAUGAGGCACAGCCUCCCUCCGAGGUGGAGCGUGAACUUCUAAAGAAUGAUAUUAGUAACACAGAACUGGCAACAACUGUCCUGUGGUAUCUUGUCACAGACAGUCUCUUUGUGUGGGUGUUAGUGAACACAUUCUGCUGCUCUUUGAUGUUAAUUGCUAAAAUGAUUCAGUAUGUGGUGUUCGGCCCACUCAGAGUCAGUGAGAAGCAGCACCUGAAAGAUAAAUUCUGGAACUUCAUUUUCUACAAGUUCAUCUUCAUUUUUGGUGUACUGAACGUCCAGACAGUGGAGGAGGUGGUCAUGUGGUGUCUGUGGUUCUCUGCACUCGUUUUUCUCCACUUAAUGGUUCAGCUCUGCAAGGAUCGCUUUGAAUAUCUGUCUUUCUCCCCAUCCACACCUAUGAACAGCCAUGUGCGUGUGCUCUGUCUGCUGGUCUCCCUGCUUCUGGACUGUUGUGGCUUGGCUGUGGUCUGCGGCCUCCUGGGAGCUUCUCAUGGCAUGCACACGCUCUCCUUCAUGGCAGCAGAGUGUCUGCUGGUGACUGUACGCACUGGACAUGUCAUCAUGCGAUACUCAAUUCAUCUCUGGGAUUUGAACCAUCCAGGGACUUGGGAGAGUAAGGGGACAUAUGUCUACUACACAGACUUCAUAAUGGAGCUGGCCAUGCUGUUUCUUGACCUAAUGCACCAUAUCCAUAUGCUGCUUUUCGGGAAUAUCUGGCUGUCCAUGGCAAGCUUGGUUAUCUUCAUGCAGCUGCGAUAUCUCUUCCAUGAGGUGCAGCGCCGUGUCCGCCGACAUAAGAACUACCUGCGUGUCAUCAAUAACAUGGAGACAAGAUUUGCUGUUGCUACUGCAGAGGAGCUGGCAGCCAAUGAUGAUGAUUGUGCCAUCUGCUGGGAUGCCAUGCUUACAGCACGCAAACUGCCCUGCGGUCAUCUCUUCCACAACUCUUGUUUGCGCUCAUGGCUUGAGCAGGACACGUCGUGUCCCACAUGUCGGAAAUCCCUUAAUAUUAAUGGGGAUGGGGGCCAAGCAAGAAGCCCGCAGCAGGGUGGGGGUUUGGAGGACAACAUUGGCCCAGUUGGAGCCCCCCCAGAUGCCAGACCACAUAUCAACCAACACAAUCACUUCUUCCACUUUGAUGGAUCUCGUAUCGCCAGCUGGCUGCCCAGUUUCUCAGUAGAAGUAAUGCAUACUACUAACAUCUUGGGCAUUGCUCAAGCAAAUAACUCCCAGCUUAUGGCUAUGGCCCAUCAGAUUCAAGAGAUGUUUCCUCAGGUGCCCUCCUACCUGGUACUACAAGACUUACAGUUGACCCGCUCUGUGGAAGUUACUACUGACAACAUCCUGGAGGGACGUAUCCAGGUGCCUUUCCCUACGCAGGCCAUAGAGCGAGCCCCUUUACAGGUUAAUCCUGCACCAGAUGAGCAGCCUGGGCCCAGUGGAGCAGCUGAGCAGGGUGAAUCUGACAACUUGGAGGUUAGAGGAGGCCGCUUCUCUAAGUCUGCAGAGGAGAGGCAGAAGAUGUUAAAGCAGAGGAAAGAAGAGAUGCUUCAGCAAGCACGCAGGAAAUAUCUGAACAAAAAUUCGGAGGAUCAGGAUGAAGAUUUGCCUGGACUGGAGGAGGAGGAGGAUGGCCCAGAAUUGGACUCAACUGUGCUGAGACGUAGAACCAUGGCGGCAGCAGCAGAGAGACGUCUACAAAACCUACAGGACCCUGCGCCCUGAUUCUGGCUUCAGCAGAAGGGUGUAGUACAUUGUUACCCUAAGAGGCACUGACAAGAGCUAUUUCAACUUUCCCCCAUUUGGUGUAGUCAAUGGUCAUCACCUAUAAAACAAAACACACAAAAAAAUUAAACCAUUGCAGACAUGGCCGUGGAGCGGUUUUGAGGCUGCCUAAAAGGGUGAGACUAUUGUAAAUAGCCUCUGUAUCACUGAAUUCAGCCUAGUAUUUGGAAUAUGAUCUAUAUAUUAAUUGGUGCAAGGUUGCAUUGCCCUCUAUACAUGUGCCACACAAUGCAACCACCAGCUUCAAUAGACAGUCAGCAGCUGUCAUGAUUCAGACUGGCUGUCAAAAAACGAGCAUGCUUUGCGUUCAGAAGACUAUUACAAGAAGAUGUUUAUGAGAAGGGUUUGAAGGUGUCAUUGGUAGAUAAAGCUGUUAUAUGGGUCUUGGUUUUCCUUUCACAUAUUAAGCCCAUGGCAGAAAAUUCUGUAUUCCGGAUGGAGGAACUCAUCUGAUGUGUCUGUGUGUUAUUUUGAGUUUCAACUGUGAAUUAAGUGUAGGCAAAAUAACACAUUCUUAUUUCUUACAUAGGCGCAAGAGAAUGUCACUUUAGUAUUGUUCAGCCUUUCUGUCAAAUAUGAAUGUUUCUAUCAGAAAAAAAUGCUGCAAACAAAGUUGUUUAUUUUUUUUCUUCUUUUCACCCGCAUGGGUUGUUUUCUAUUUAGUGUGUAAUAUCACCUGUUUGCAUUUUGUUAUUUAACAAGAUGGGGAAAUGGGCCUGUAAAUUUUUUUUUUUUUUUUUU
Messenger RNA from Haplochromis burtoni (Burton's mouthbrooder), 2906 nucleotides. RefSeq names its product E3 ubiquitin-protein ligase AMFR. Gene Ontology annotation, molecular function: ubiquitin protein ligase activity; ubiquitin binding. Gene Ontology annotation, cellular component: cytosol; endoplasmic reticulum; ubiquitin ligase complex. Bases 240 to 2105 code for a protein of 621 amino acids. The record is from RefSeq and is a predicted model, not a curated record. NCBI's taxonomy places the organism in Eukaryota, Metazoa, Chordata, Actinopteri, Cichliformes, Cichlidae. Gene Ontology annotation, biological process: endoplasmic reticulum unfolded protein response; ubiquitin-dependent protein catabolic process; protein K48-linked ubiquitination. The transcript is spliced from 15 exons.